This is a messenger RNA of Candidula unifasciata, 1301 nucleotides long. NCBI's taxonomy places the organism in Eukaryota, Metazoa, Mollusca, Gastropoda, Stylommatophora, Geomitridae. The record is from the annotation of a GenBank genome assembly.
AACUACAGACAGAUAUCCUGACACUUCUGGAGAAUGUUAAAUGCCAAGGGAACAAUCCAUCUGGUUUAAAACAGGCAUUGCGUGCCCUUGCCAAUAUUUUCAACUCUGAAUCUGCAUCCAAGGAGUAUUUCUAUGUGACAGGGGGUGUUGAAGAGCUCCAGAAACUGUUGCUGGAAGGAGAUUGUCCACUCACAGUUGUUCCUGCAGCAUUGUAUUGCCUAGCAUGUGCUGUGAGACAAAACGUAACAUCACAGAAUGCUGUUUUAACUGAGCGAAUGUUCAGUUUGAUCCACGAGUUAUUGUCUCAUGGUGACAGCUCUGAUAGACUCCUACAGUCUGCAGCAUUCUUGCUGGCCUUUUCAGUGGCUGGAAGCAACAAAGGGCAGCUAUUGGCUGCUGAGACUGGUUGCUUGCAGGAUCUUGUGAAUUUGUUACGGGAUUUCCUGGCAUCCGGUUCUGAAGAUGAGAACACUUGGUCCUCAGUCAUUACAGCAAUAGGAGUCUGUGUCAGCAACCCUCAGAAUGUUCACAACCAGCAAGUUUGCUGUAGCAUGCUGCCCCACACGCUGAAGUUUGUCAGCACAGAAACCGGACACAAGUGUCUGCCCCAUGUGUUUACAUUGAUCUCCUCUGUUGUGGCUAAUAAUGUGCCAAAUCAGAAUAGAAUCCGCAGAUGUGGAGGCAUUGAAAUUCUGAUAGAUUUUAUCAGACACCAAGUUGAUAUAGAAAUGACUCCCUUGUCACUAAACCUAUUGGUCAGUGCUGUAUCUGCUGUUGAUGGCUGUAUCGUGGACAAUGAGGAGUGUGGAAGCCAGGCUGGGACUCUAGGCUUGGUUCAGAUUUUGUUGGAUCUCCUUGAGACUAACAACUUAGAGCUCAGUCAGAUGCAGAUCUUCAUCAUCACCUUAGCUCAUGUGCUGGAGUCAAGCAAGCACUGUCAGCUUAUCAAUGGAAGCAGAGGCUAUUAUACCUUAGUCAACUAUUUCACAGAAUGUCAGGAUGAGGAGUUGGUUAAGACCAUCAAGUAUAUCCUGACUUUAUGUAAAACACAAGAUGUCUCCUCACUGUACCCGGGGAGAGAAUAUUGUUCAAUGGGGCAGACCAGAGCAGUUACGAGAAGCACAGGUACACAGACAGUGGUAAUCUUGUUACCUCUUCAUUUAGCAGGAGCGAAACAAGGAAACAACAGUCAGCUGGUGACAAACAGCAUCCAUCUGAGAGGAAAAUUAUCUUUGGUCAAAAAGAGCAAGACAGUUGUGGUGGCAGACAUGCAGUUACAGAUCAUACAUCUAGUCAUAUGA